This is a messenger RNA of Linum tenue, 321 nucleotides long. The record is from the annotation of a GenBank genome assembly. Lineage: Eukaryota; Viridiplantae; Streptophyta; Magnoliopsida; Malpighiales; Linaceae.
UUCGUCGUUGCAGGGCUGGGCAACUGCGAUCUGAACGGCGUGACGAUUGGGACGACGAGGAGCGGUAAUACGCGCGAAGGCGAGCUGCAAUGGAACGUGAAAGUGAUCAACAAUUGUGCGUGCCCCAUCAGCAACCUGGUCGUUUCAUGCAAAGGAUUCGCUAGCACUCUGCCAGUAAACCCGACUCUGUUCAAGCAGAACGGCGACAAGUGCCUUGUCAAUGGCGGCAACCCUCAUGCUCCCAAGGCCUCUGUCAAGUUCUCUUACACCUGGCACAGUCCCACCAUUCUCAUUCCCAACAGCCUUUCCAGUUCUUGUUGA